ACGUUUUUCUUUUGUAAGAAAUUUUGUUAUUUAUUUGCACUUUGUUUUGUGCAUUCUCUACUUUCAUUCGAAAGUCCAUUCAUCUUGUAAGAAUGGCUGACAAAUAUUGGUGCGAUAUAGUUUUGAAAAUCAGCUGUAAACGAAACAUAAAUCAAUAUUGUGAAAUAAGUUGAGAACACUGAAGAAAACAUUAUAACACGCAUUUUAAAAUUGUAUAUAAUGAUAGUGAAAUGAUGCAAAUUUUUUAAAAUGGGGUCUCAAACCGUCGAAAUAUUACGUCAAGGUGUUUGGGCAUCAUUAACUGGAGGCUGGUUCUAUGACCCCCACCAAAAUAUCUUUUGCAAUGCAAUACAUUUGUAUUUAUUCCUUUUCUUACUGUGUACGCCAUUUGUUACAUAUCUCUAUUUCUUAAAAACGUUUGCAUCAUGGAGUGUUUAUUGUUUUUCUGCGGCAACAACAAUAAUUACAGUCAAACUCAUCAAUCUAAUAUUGCAUACAAUGUACGAUCAAGCUCAAAUCGUCUCUGAAAAUAGUUCGAAUAAGCCUAUAAAAGUACCACAAGAAAUAUCUGGAACUGAUGAUGGCGGAAUCGAAAUGCAAAUUUUGGCUCCACAUGCCAUCAAAGAUCCAACUUCAAUAGCAAAUAGCAACAGUAAUAAUAACAAUAUUAGUAGCACCAAUAACAACAGCAACGAAAUGAGUCAAGCGAACAGUGUAAUUUCAAUCGAUUAUCCAGUUGAACAAAUAACAAGCACAAUAGAUUUGAAAGUUGAUGUCCAUCGCAAAAAUAGUUCCGAAUCAUCAGAUAGUUUGACAGACGUACCAUCAUUAAAUAUUGGUAGUGAGAUAUCAGAUCGAAGAUCAAUAAUGAAGACCAAAUCUAAAUCAGAAGAUACAUCUACAAUGAUUUCAGUAGAUGCAAACAAAGAACUUCGUCUCGUUGAUGAAGGUGAUUUAUUGUCUCGAUCCGAAGAGAGACGAGAUAAAUUUUUUGAUACUGAUGGUAUGGGAUUGAACCGUAUUAAUGAAAGUAAACGACGAACACGAUGUAAAUUACAAAGACAAACAUCUCUUGAUUCGAGCGGAGCAGAUUUGAACAGUUUUCCAGUGCGUAGACCUGUAUCAUCAAAUUAUUUGCAUAGACAACAACAUCAUGGUAGUGGAUUCUACCAUCCAAAUCAUUUGUCAUCUCUGGCUCCCGAAAUAUAUUUGGAGCCCCAUUUUACAACAAAAUCAGAGAUGGCCAUUGAACGAUUUGUGGUGAGUUCGAAAAAAACUCCUAUGCGAAAAGAUUCAACUUCAACAAUGUCAGCCAUUCAAUUGCCCACAAAUUCCGGUCCAUCAUCUUCAGUAACAACACGACAACGUCGAUAUUCUAAUACAACGGCAAAAACACAACAACAAUUAGCAUCGGGUCAAAUUGUUUCUGUGCGACGAAUAAAAAGUACGGCAUUGGAAAAAUGUUGCCCACAGCCAUCAUAUUCAAAUCUGAAACCUCAUCCAUCCAGCGUGGAAACUAUAAAUGGUCGACUCUUGCGCAAUCAAGUAAAUCGUUGUAAUAACCAGCAUUCAAUUCUACCGGCUCCAAGUAAAUCGUUAGUUAGGAAUCAACAUCUGAAUUUUUUCCCAAAGGGAACGAAUGGAAAAUCACAAGCAACGAUCGCGGAAAUUGUGGAUGAAAAAAGCUUAAACGAAGGCUUUAUAAUUACAUCGGAAAGUGACGAUGAUGCACAAUCGUCCAAUGAUGAUAAUAAUGAGGACGACGACGAAGAUGACGAAGGGGAUGAUGAUGAUGAUAAUGAUGAUGAUGAUGAUGAUGAAAAUAAUUUUACAAUCAAAAACACCCUUUCAUCGAAGACGAAAUCAUUGUCAUUCACAGAUAGAAGGCACCAAAAGAAAACAGCUGAUAGCAGCUCCAAUUCAGUGAUGAAACAUUCUAGUGAGUUGGAAAUCGAUCGUCCCAGAACACAUUCAACAGAUUCAGAGAAUGAGGUAAAUAACGGAUCUCAAUCUCCAUUACUUGACAUCAGACCUCGACAAAUGGUUUUCAAUUCAAACUCAUCGCAAAAUGAAUGUGAUAGAAUGACAACAAACGCGAAACAUGAAAAAAAAUCAGAAGAAAAAAUUGUAGAUCAUAAUGUUGAAGAAGGAGCAGUAGUUGGAAUAAAUCCUAUAUCAAUGAGUGUAGCUAAAAGUGAAGAUUCUGGUUGUCCAGACACUAGUGAUUGUGAACAAACUAGUGCAAGUUCUAAGGACAUGCUAUUGUCAAAAAAGAAUAAAUCGUCAGAAUGCGAGGGGUUGGAAAACUGGCAUGACUUCAAUAUGGAUGCGAAUACAAUUUCAGUUGAAGUAACCGACAGAGGGGAAAGUCUUUCGAAUGUGACAAUAGAAACAACCAAUAAAGAAGUACAAUCGACAAAAGAUGUAUCAAAAAGUUUAGGUGCAAUACCAAAGACGAGUUUCUCAAGAUAUGAAACGGCAAAAAGUGAUCCAAAAAAUCUUAAUAGUGAUGGUGACAAUUAUCGUGACCGUAUUUUUGAAGAUAAUAGAGAAAAUGCAAAUGAUAAUACGCUGAGUAAUGAUUCGUCGGCUAAUUCCGCUAAUUCCCUCAGCGGUGGAAGCUGCAAUUCUUCAAAUUCAUUGAACAAGAAUGUUUUACAAAUCAUGCAACAAACUGAAGAUGGACAAUUUUUUUUGCAAUGUGCAUCGCCAUCCAAUCCAUAUUUAGUUGCACAACGGGGUCUACCUUCGUUGUUGCCCGUCUAUAAUACUCGUCCUGAGAAUGCUUUUCCAAUAUCAAGAAAACCUUACCUAUAUCUUCACCAACAACGUCAGUAUCAUCCAAAAAUGCGUUCUGCGCGUAAUCGUAUGCAAAAUUCAUCAAUUGAUACAACUGCAAGUAGCCGAGUAGACGAAGAUGAUUCAUCUAUGUCAGGAGCAGCUGGUGGAAGCGGAAGUAUUGGAGUUGGAAGUGGAUGGGAUGUAAAAAUUUCGGAACGGCUCAGUACACUUUUCUUUCCUGAACUAAAUGAAAAUCAAACAAAUGGCACACAAUCAACACAAAGAUCAACGAUCAAUCGAAUGACAUUUGCCGAUUCCAUGUUCUGGGGUCAUUGUAACUUACCUAUUGAGAAAAAAGUUCAGCCCAAGCGUUAUUACAAAUUUCCAAUAAAAUGUUUUCAGCGUGAAAUUAAAAUAUCUAUGGAUCGAUUGCAAUUGUUGGCACUAUUUGAUCGUGACUAUGGAACUUUUCCAACUAUAGCAUCAAUUUUAGUCGGUGUUUGUUGUUCAAUAUUGGGUGCCAUUGUUCUUCAAUUCGAUUUUUAUAAAGACAUUUUCGCAUUCAUCUUUUGUUUUGUGAUGGCAGGAAGCCAAUAUUCAUUGUUGAAGAGUGUGCAACCCGAUGCAUCUUCUAGUACACAUGGCGACACGUGCCCGCGAUAUUCUCGGCCCAUUUAUUUUUGUAUAUGUACAUCAAUAUUGAUAUUGUCACAUCAUUUAACAACAAUUUCGACAAAAGAUGCAAAUUUUAUGCUAUUCGGAAUACCAUUUUCUUCACAAGAUUUAUUCUAUUUUAUCCAGGAAUGUAUGUCGAAAAUUUUACUUUUAUUUCCGAUUCUCUUCAGUUUUGGCUUAUUUGCGCAAGUCAAUACAUUUUUAAUGUACGUAUUGGAGCAAUUUGAUAUGCACUUGUUUGGAGGGAAUGCUGUGUGCAGUUUGAUAUCAGCAUUCUUUGGAAUAUUUAGAUCAAUAUUGUCAUUUUGUUUUUUAUACGGAUUCGCCUUUGGAGGUUUAUCGGAACGAUCAACACAACACGUUUUGUUUAGUUGCUUUUGCGCAUUACUAUGCGCUACUGCAUAUCAUUUAUCACGUAGUGCUAGUGAUUGUACGUAUUUAUGGAUGAUAAUCAAAUCUAGCUUUAUUAUUCAUCAUAAUGAAGAUGAAGAAUUACGAAGAACCACAAAACUCAGCAAAAGUGAUAAAGAAAAACUCAGCAGUAAAAAGAACGAAAAUUGUAAAAUCGAAGGAAAUCAAACGGAUAACAAAGAAAUUAGAAAAGAGUCUAGCGAAUCAGUUGUUAUUAAUUCUGGUUAUGAGUCGGAACAAAAAGCAAACCUGAUGCCAGAAAAUGCAGAAAUCUUAGAAAAAGAUGAGCUAGAAGAUCCAUUACCAAAAAAACUUAAAAACACUGUAAAUUCGCGUCUUAAAAAUGAUUUGCUGAUUGUAUCUGUGGUCAGUUUUAUUGUCCUGAGUUUGCAUAGUAGUACAGUUUUUACAGCACUUCAGCCUGAAUUGAAUCCAAUUCUACAAAGUUUCGUCAUAGUUCUUGGAUUUCUUCUACAUUAUCUCAUUCCACAAAUGCGAAAGUAUUUACCUUGGCUUUGUUUUGCAAAACCUAUAUUAAAACAAAAAGAGUAUGGAAUGUAUGAAACGAGUGAAGCAGCAAAGGUGAUGUGGUUUGAAAAAUUAUUCGUGUAUUUAACAUUUGUUGAGAAAAAUAUUUUAUUACCACUAAUAUUUAUAAGUGCACUUACAUCCGACUCAAUGCGAAUUGUACAAAAAUUUGGCGUAUCUAUUGGUUCAGCUAUUGUUGUCUUAUGUGGACUGAAAAGUGUACGAAAUUCAUACUCUGAUCCAUCGAGUCAAUACAUCAUCAUCUUAUUUACUGUACUAUUUUUCGGAAAAGAUUUUAGUUCAGCGAGUGAAACCUUUUUAAUUGACUAUUUUGUUGUUUCAAUCGUAUUCAAAAAGACGUGCGAAUUUCUUCUUAAGCUACAAUUUAUUGUGACAUAUAUAGCCCCAUGGCAAAUAACUUGGGGUUCCGCUUUUCAUGCUUUCGCGCAACCGUUCUCCGUUCCACACUCAGCAAUGCUGUUUCUACAAGCAGUGAUUAGCUCGAUUUUAUCAACCCCAUUGAUUCCAUUUUUGGGAUCCGCAAUAUUUUUAACAUCUUACACAAGGCCCAUAAAAUUCUGGGAACGUGAUUACAAUACAAAAAGAAUCGAUCAUUCAAAUACUCGUUUAAGUUCACAUUUGGAGCGAGAUCUUGGAGCUGACGAUAACAAUUUAAAUAGCAUUUUCUAUGAACACUUAACACGAUCUCUACAACAUUCGUUAUGUGGAGAUUUAGUUUUGGGUCGUUGGGGAAACGUGAGCCAAGGCGAUUGUUUUGUUUUGGCCUCUGACUAUUUGAAUUGUUUGGUGCACAUUAUAGAAAUUGGAAAUAAUUUGUGCACGUUUCAAAUAAGAGGUCUUGAAUUUCGUGGUACAUAUUGUCAACAACGUGAAGUUGAAGCCAUUUCAGAAGGUGUUGGAGAGAAUGAUGGAUGCUGUUGUUGUUCUCCGGGUCACAUACCAAAUUGUUUGAGCAUAAAUGCAAUGUUCAGCACAAGAUGGUUGGCUUGGCAAGUAGUUGCUUCUCAAUACAUACUCGAAGGCUAUUCAAUUUCAGACAACUUGGCACAAGCAACACUACAAGUUUAUGAAUUUCGAAAAGUUCUUAUUACUUACUACAUUAAGGCUGUUAUCUAUUAUACAAUUCGAUCUCCAAAACUUUAUAGUUGGUUAUCUUCCCCAGCAAUAGAGGAGGCAUUACAAGCGACACAGGAUAGAUCAUUUGUUGAUUUAGAUCCAAUUUUCAAUCACAAUUUAGAUGAAGACUUUGAUUUUCGAGCGUCUGGUAUCACAAGAUCUAGUUUUUGUACUAUUUAUUUCGAUUGGAUUCAAUUUUGCUAUGAAAAGCGACUUGAAGCACACAAACCAAAGCAUUCAGAGAAACAAGCUGAGCACCAAAAAUCAAAAGUUAAAAGUCAAUCACAAAGUCUACAUCAUAGCCAACCUGAAAAUUUGGAAAGUACGUCGAACGCGUCCCCGCGUACAUCAAAAUCUGAUAAAAACUGCGAAAGCAAAGAGCAGACAACACAACCAAGCGAAAUAACACAAAAAUCGACUUUGAUUUCAUUAUUGUUGGCUUUGAGUCUGUUGGCCCGCCGCACGUUGGCGACUGCGACUCAUACACAUAGUUCAUUAUCUGGCGUUGAAUUUUUUUUGCAUGGACUACAUGCUCUAUUCAAAGGUGAUUAUCGCAUCACAUCAGUUCGAGAUGAAUGGAUUUUUUUCGAUAUGGAUUUAUUGCAUCAGGUGAUUGCACCGAGUGUCAAGAUGUCAUUGAAACUGCACCAAGAUCACUUCCUUAGCCCAGAAGAGUAUGAGGAUCAGGCUACGCUUUAUAAUGCAAUAACAACACAUACAAAUGAAUUAGUUAUAUCACAUGAAGCUGACCCACUUUGGAGAAAUGCGAUUUUACGUGGCGCUCCACAGUUACUCGCUCUUCGUCAUAUUUUAGAAGAAGGUUCUGAUGAAUAUCGUUUAAUUCGUCUCAGUAAGCGAUAUUUGAGUUUUCGUGUGAUAAAAUUAAAUCGUGAAUGCGUACGUGGUUUGUGGGCCGGUCAACAACAAGAACUUAUUUAUUUACGUAACCGUAAUCCAGAACGAGGAAGUAUACAGAAUGCAAAACAAGCCUUACGAAAUAUUAUAAACAGUUCGUGUGACAAUCCUAUUGGUUAUCCCAUUUAUGUUUCACCAUUAACAACUUCAUAUGCUGAGACACAUGAACAGUUGUGCCAAAUCACAGGAGGUGCAAUAACAUUUGACAAAAUUAAAAAUAUAGCCUGGAGAUUUUGUGAACAUGUACGUCAGCGAUUCACCGAUAGCUGUUCUAGUGGUUCAGCAACUGUUGAUACAGAAAUGGGUGAUAUCGGUGUUUACUAUGCACCAACUAAUACAACAAAUAACACCAUGUCAGCUAAUACAGGAACUUUAUCCUAUGGAAGUCAAAGCCUUUCUCUUUCUGCUGGUAAUCGUGGAAGUAUGGCUAGUAUGGGAAAUUUUGGAAAACCAAAUAACUCAACUUUACUUGCUGGAUUUUUAAAUCGUGAACGUGAACAAGAAAGAGAGAGUGUAAAUUCAGAUCGUUCUGCUGUCGGUGUAUAUAGAAAACGAAGUACAAUUACUAAAUCAGAACAAGAUCGUCGAGCGACAUUCCCAAGCAGUAGCCCAGAAAAUUUGGGAACAUCAUUAUCAGGUAUUAAACCAGUAAACAUUAGUCCAGAGACAUCAAUUAUGAGUGCUUUGUCGUCACCAAAUCCAAUGAGCUCAAGAGCAUAUCGACCAAAUAGCUCAUUUUCAUCGGGAAAUUUAAGCCGCAACACAAAUCACAAAUCACUGAUCAUAGCAGAGCGCAAAUCAAAGUCCGAAGAGCGUCAAAGCAACAACGAUGCUUUUGAUGUCACAAUGGCUGAAACAAAAGGAGUUUUACUUAGCACAUCAAUAUCACUACCAUCAACUACUCACACAUCUGCUAUUCUUUUGGAUACUCUACCAAAAUUUUCGAAUGCGUCAACUAGUUUAAUGACUUCAUCUAGUAGUAGUUCAAUCUUGCCGAGUCCACCAAAAAUUCCACUUAAUCGCAAAGUAAAAAUUAUCAACUCUUUGGAAAUAUACGAUUGCUUAGAUUUGGGAAGAAGAAUUGACGUACUAUGGCCGAGUGAAUGUAUGCGAUUAGCAGGUGGUAGAUCGUCAUGGAAAAAAUCCUCAUGGGAACCGACAGAGGGCAUGGUAGGAUAUAUAGUGCACUUUUGGCAACCUCAACACGUUGACAAACGAUUUCGCUCCAAUUUCAAUCGAACGCUAUUUUUGGUUCAGAUUGGUGAGCAUUUUGUUCCAGUCGGCGAAAAUGGAAUUGAAGAAUAUAAUUCCAAAUGUAUUCGAAAUGCAUCAACAUUCGAAGUUAAGCUACCAACAGAAAAUGAAAACGAUUCAGAUACAAAUCUAGAUGAAAUCGAUAAAAGUGAUGAAAAAGACUAAAAGUUUUGAAAAAAUGUCAAAAUACUUCAACGAACAAAAUUAAAGCAUUUAUUUUUAGCUUAACGAAGUCAUUUCCCGAAGAUAAUUAUUUGAAUCUGAAAUGUUAAUAAAAAUAAAAACCUACAAAACUGUUUUAUUUUCACUGUUUUACAGUUAUAGUAAUUUUACUUUUUCACACACUGGUGUGUAAGGGGAAAGUAUUGCAAUGGCUCAAAAUUUACCACACCUAAAAUACAUAUGUUUUUGGACAUAUUUUUUCUGAACGUUUCCGAGGUCAGAGAACCCAAAUAGGCCUAUGAGAAAGAAUCCAAUUUUCUUCCAAAAGUAGUUAUGUGUACUCAAAAAUAUGUAUUGGGCACAAGAAAAAUUCCGAAUCUGAUAUUAGUUUUGCGAUACAAAUAGUUUUCGACACACUAUUCACAUA
Contarinia nasturtii (swede midge) is the source of this 8290-nucleotide messenger RNA. It is a transcript of the gene pcx, whose product is annotated as protein pecanex. The transcript has 22 exons. Gene Ontology annotation, biological process: endoplasmic reticulum organization. NCBI's taxonomy places the organism in Eukaryota, Metazoa, Arthropoda, Insecta, Diptera, Cecidomyiidae. Gene Ontology annotation, cellular component: membrane; endoplasmic reticulum. The record is from RefSeq and is a predicted model, not a curated record. Bases 250 to 7866 code for a protein of 2538 amino acids.